Molecule: messenger RNA, 2102 nt
Organism: Lolium rigidum
Lineage: Eukaryota; Viridiplantae; Streptophyta; Magnoliopsida; Poales; Poaceae
Product: RNA-binding KH domain-containing protein RCF3-like
Exons: 8
Coding region: 60-1688 (542 amino acids)
Biological process (GO): regulation of gene expression
Cellular component (GO): nucleus; cytoplasm
Molecular function (GO): mRNA binding
Source: RefSeq, a predicted model, not a curated record
UCUUCUCGUCGUCUCCGUUCGCCAGAUCUGAUACCUCCUCUCCGGCGGCCGUCGCGAUCAUGGUUGGGCCUGGGCACCGCAACAUUCAUGGAAAGCGGCACUCGGAUUAUGCUGAAAAUGGGGGUGGCAAAAGAAGAAAUCCUGGUGAUGAUACCUAUGCUCCUGGUCCAGAUGAUACUGUCUAUCGCUACCUCUGCGUGUCUAGGAAAAUUGGGAGUAUAAUUGGGAGGGGUGGUGAAAUUGCCAAGCAGUUGAGGAAUGAAACUCAAGCUAAGAUUAGGAUUGGUGAGAGUGUCCCUGGCUGCGAAGAGCGAGUCAUAACAAUAUUUAGCCCAAGCGGGGAGACUAAUACCAUCGAAGAUACUGAAGAUAAGGUUUGCCCUGCUCAAGAUGCUCUCUUCAGGGUUCAUGAGAAGCUGGCCACUGAUGAUGGUCCUGUGAACGAGGAAAAUGAAGAAGGUUUAGGUCAAGUUACAGUUCGCUUGCUUGUGCCAACUGAUCAGAUUGGAUGCAUUAUUGGAAAAGGUGGGCAUAUCAUCCAGGGAAUCCGCAGUGACACUGGUUCAAAAAUACGUGUGCUUAGUAAAGAACAUCUCCCCGCAUGUGCUAUUAGUGGUGAUGAGCUUCUCCAGAUAUCUGGGGAUACAAUGGUAGUCAGAAAAGCUCUUCUCCAAGUCUCAUCUCGCCUCCAUGACAACCCAUCUAGGUCACAGCAGCAUCUUGCAUCCAGCUUGACCCAGCCCUUUCCAGUGGGCUCCCGCCUUGGUAGUUCCUCUAAUGCACCAGUUGUUGGGAUUACUUCUAUGGUUAGUCCUUAUGGAGGAUACAAAGGCGAUAUGGUGGGAGAUUGGCCUUCUAUAUACCAACCACGGAGGGAGGAGAGCUCUGCAAAAGAGUUCAGCUUGCGUUUGCUUUGUGCCCCAGCAAAUGUUGGAGGUGUAAUUGGAAAAGGAGGUGGAAUUAUCAAACAGCUUAGGCAGGAGUCUGGAGCUUCUAUCCAAGUCAAUAGUUCAGGUGCCGAAGAUGACUGCAUCAUUACAGUUUCGGCAAAAGAGUUCUUUGAAGAUCCUGUCUCUCCAACAAUUGAUGCUGCAGUUCGCUUACAACCAAAAUGCAGUGAGAAAAUUGAUGCAGAAUCAGGGGAGCCAUCAUACACAACACGUUUGUUGGUGUCGACAUCACGGAUAGGGUGCCUGAUCGGCAAAGGUGGUUCAAUCAUUACAGAGAUACGAAGAUCAUCAAGCGCAAACAUACGUAUCUUUUCAAAGGAGAAUGUUCCAAAAGUAGCAUCUGAAGAUGAAGAGAUGGUCCAGAUAAGUGGUGACCUUGAUGUCGCAAGACAUGCUCUUGUGCAAAUAACUACAAGGCUGAAAGCCAACUUCUUUGAAAGAGAGGGUGCUUUAUCAGGUUUUCCACCUGUGAUCCCGUAUCAUCCUUUGCCUGCUAGUGUUUCUGAUGAGCCUAGGUAUUUAGGCAGAGACAAUAGGCCUGUCGGGCAUGACUAUCUAUAUUCUAGUGGGUAUCAUGCAUCAGACGAUAUGCCUCCUCUUGACCGUUACGCAAAUUAUGGAAGCUCCCAGGUUUCUGGAGGCGGCUAUGGUGCUUACAGUGGAUACAGUGGCCGUUCUGGCAGCAGCGGGUUAUCUGGUUCUACCUAUCUUUCAUCUGGAAAGCGCUAUGGUUAUUGAAGUGCAGGUUGUCGAAUACAACAGCUCAGCUCUCUUCUGAUGAACCAGUCCGCUUCACCUUUCCCCCCUGCCCAAUCCCUUAAUGAAAACAGCCAAGACAAAUGAAGUUUGGAGCCUUCUUAUUGGAGCCCCUACCCAAACCAGAUGACAUAGAGUAUGGCCCAACCUGGAAGCUUUGCUUAAGAGGACCUGUCUGGAUGCCAUAAUCCAUCUUAUCUUCCCAGUAGAAUACUUUUGUAUUUUCCUAUGGGCUUGUGUGAGGCCCUGCCGUAAAUGUUCUGAACCUAUGUAUUGAAAGUCACAUAUGAGACUGUAUUUCUUGUCUGUCUUGAAACCUGCUUAGUAGUUUGUGUGAGAGACUUCUCCUAUUUGCCAUCCAAAAAUCAGAAGAUGCUACUGGCCCUUGCUUGAAAA